AUGUCCCAGAGGAGGAUAUGCUACUGGCCCGGUCAGACGGACUGGGCUCGGGACUGGCUGUUUCUGGACCUCGGCGACAGCGACAGCGACAGCGACAGCGACGACGAGCUGAACGCGGCACGCAUAGGCGCGACCGCGUCGUGCUACGACCCGUCCUCGGCCCUAGACGCUUGCUGCUGCUCGUACAACCGGCCCUGGCGCCACACCCCUGCGGUCAAGUCUGGCUUCUCCAAAAUCGAGCGCAGCAAGGACGGCUUCAAGGUUACCUUGGACGUCCAACAUUUCAAAGACGGGGAUUUGAAAGUGAAGGUGGUCGGCAACCAGGUGGUGGUAGAGGCGGAGCACGAUGAACGUCAAGAUGAGCACGGCUACAUCUCACGCAGCCUGAGGCGCAAGUACGCAGUGCCGGAAGACGUGGAUAUCGAGAAAGUGGCAUCAGAACUAUCCUCAGACGGUAUACUCACUAUCACUGCUCCGAGAAAGGAGACAGACCGACUUGCGCGAGGGAGUGAGCGCUUGAUCCCCAUCAUAAAAGUUAAUAAACCUGCUCUCAAAAGCAAGAUGAAGGGAGACAAGGAGGCGACGCCUGGCACAUCGCGGAGUGAUGUAGUGUCAGCCAGCGACGCCGGAGAGGCCGACGACGAGGGCGGUAACGACGACGGCAACGGCGGUAACGACGACGGCAACGGCGCCGACUGCAGCUGCGGUAACGACGACGGCAACGGUGGUAUCGACGACGGCAACGGCGGUACCGUCGACGACAACCUCGGUACCGUCGACGAUAACCUCGGUACCGUCGACGACAACCUCGGUACCGUCGACGACAACGGCGGUACCGUCGACGACAACCUCGGUACCGUCGACGAUAACCUCGGUACCGUCGACGACAACCUCGGUACCGUCGACGACAACGGCGGUACCGUCGACGACAACCUCGGUACCGUCGACGACAACCUAGGUACUGUCGGCGACAAUGGCGGUACUGUCGACGACAACCUCGGUACCAUCGACGACAACCUAGGUACCGUCGACGACAAUGGCGGUACUGUCGACGACAACCUCGGUACCGUCGACGACAACCUCGGUACCGUCGACGACAAUGGCGGUACCAUCGCAGACAACGGCGGUACCGUCGCAGACAACGGCGGUGAUGAUGGCGCCUUGGGCUAG
Schistocerca gregaria is the source of this 1170-nucleotide messenger RNA. RefSeq lists its product as uncharacterized. The transcript has 4 exons. Bases 1 to 1170 code for a protein of 389 amino acids. The record is from RefSeq and is a predicted model, not a curated record. Gene Ontology annotation, molecular function: protein folding chaperone. Gene Ontology annotation, biological process: response to heat; protein refolding. NCBI's taxonomy places the organism in Eukaryota, Metazoa, Arthropoda, Insecta, Orthoptera, Acrididae.